Molecule: messenger RNA, 2552 nt
Organism: Argiope bruennichi
Lineage: Eukaryota; Metazoa; Arthropoda; Arachnida; Araneae; Araneidae
Product: lachesin-like
Exons: 9
Coding region: 331-1581 (416 amino acids)
Cellular component (GO): neuron projection
Source: RefSeq, a predicted model, not a curated record
UGUAUGUAGCGGCAGUUUCGGAUCUGCGGAAAACGGACCUGUAUAGUUCGCUUCUCUACUGGACACUUCUCGACACUUUCCGCACGAGAAAAAGACAUCGUAUCACAAGUUUAUUGGUGGAAAAAAAUCGAAUUUUAUUUUUCCUGACAGUUCGACAAUUUAUUUUUCAUGCUUUUAUACUUUUUUUCUAUCAGUGGACGGUCGAAAGUUUCUCGUGUGAAGUGAGGAUAAGGUAUUGAUGUAGGGGGAAAAGUUUUACGUCUUUCUUACUUAUUUCCCAUUAAGGAUUAUUCGGCUGUGGUGGAUCGUAGGAGGGCCCAAACACGGAAAAUGGGCCCCACUAGGAAGAAGAAGGUUAAAAUGUGUUUAUUUCGAUUUUUGCUCAUUUUUGUCAUUCCAUGGAGAGUGAAGUCACAUGAGGAUCUAGAACCUGAAUUUACAGAAACUAUACCUAAUGUCACAGUCGCGACAGGACAAGAAGCAAUUCUUAGUUGUGCUGUGGAUAAUCUUGGAACGUAUAGGGUGGCGUGGCUGAGACAUGAAACACAGAGCCUUUUAACCAUCCAAAAGCACUUAGUACUAAAAAACAGUCGCCUCUCAGUCAAGAAUCCAGACUACAGGCACUGGAAUCUACAUAUUCAAGAUGUACAAGAAUCUGAUAGAGGAGGUUACAUGUGCCAAGUCAACACAGUACCGAUGAAGAGCCUUGUGGGAUUCUUGGAUGUUGUGGUUCCGCCGUCGUUUCUGGAUUCCGAGACAAGCUCUGAGGUGCUGGCUCGAGAGGGCACAAAUAUAACCUUGACAUGUCGGGUCAGGGGACACCCGACCCCCACUAUCACGUGGAGGAGAGAGGAUGGACAGGCUCUAAUGAGUAACAUCUGCCAGCACCAGACAGAAGGAAGGUGUCAAAACGAUGUUAUUUAUGAAGGAUCUGAACUCACUAUAAUAAAAGUGAGUCGUCUUAAUAUGGGAACAUACUUAUGUAUUGCCAACAAUGGAAUACCUCCGACGGCAGUGAAGAAAACAAUGCUGCAUGUACAUUUUCCUCCAAUGAUAUCGAUACCCAAUCAACUCAUUGGCGCCUCCAUCGGGGAAGAUGCUACCUUGGACUGCAAUACGGAGGCGUAUCCGAUGUCAAUCAACUAUUGGACAAAAGAAAACAGUAUGAUGAUUGUGUCGAACAGUAAAUAUAUUACAAGUAUACAGGAUAAUACAUACAAAGUACACAUGAAAUUGACUAUAGUGUCCGUGCGACCUGAAGAUUAUGGCACAUACAAAUGCUCAGCCAGAAAUUCUCUAGGAACAACAGACGGAUCGAUCCGGUUAUACCAAAUACACGAUUCCCAACAUUUCAUCAAUGAACCUACAACUGCACGAACGGAGGCUAUCAAAGGUAAAGUUCCACCAAUGCAAGAUGAAUCUCUCACCAAAGAACUUGAAGAUGACGUGGAGCCCCCUAUCCAACGUCCCAGUGUUUCUGAAGGUGCUUCCAGUACGGCAGCAUGGUUUCAAAUCAAUGGUGUAGUGUCUUCAGGAUUCUACUGCCUAGUCUUUAUGUUUCUAAGGCUUUCCGUUUCUUAAGCUAGUUGGCAAACAUUUUUGAACUGGUUUACCAAUUACAAAUAGGUGUCAAACUCUAAGUGUGCAGUCAUUUCUCUAUGAGGAAGACAAUAUAUGUGUACAGAACAAAGAAUAUUCGUAAAAAUUGAAAUCUGAAUACGCGUCAAGAUGUUUUUACGAACCUCAAGACAUAAGCCAGCGUCCGGAGUAUUACCAAAUGUUUGACAUGUACCAUGAUUUUGCUGUCAAUGAGCACAAAUUAACUGACUUCAAGUCAUUUGUAAAGAAAUGUAAAAAAAUAAAAUAAAAAACGCUAAUUUUUUAGACCGGAAAAUACUAUUGAAAAUUCUUUGGGAAGAAUGCCAAUCCUGGUUUCAGAAAACAUUGUACGAUUUGGCUAUUUUGACUGGAUGGAUAGUAAAGAUAAUAGUUCGGAUCAAAGUUUGUAUGAAUCAGAUAGUUUUUUAAAUGAAAAUAAGCUAAGCGAAUAUACGGAAGAAAAUAUAUGCCUUCAUUAGAAUAAGAAUCAGCUAUCGUGAUGCAUCAGCAACUGGUUUCAUAUUUGAGACUGUGAAUUUUGCUAAGCAAAUAGUAAUAGAAAUCUGCUACAAUUGCAUUAUUUAAAUACAGAUUGGAACAUAAAAGUAAUUUCUAGAAUAUUAUACAAUAACCAUGAAAAAUAUAAUCUGUAUUGUAAGAGUUUGAAUAAAACAUGGAACCAAAUUACUUAUUUCUCAAUAAAUCAUAUAUUAUUCAAUAUAUGACGAAAAUUGUGAUGAAUUUCAGGCAACUUCCAAAAAUUAUUAAUUUGAUAGAAAAAUAGUUUAUAAUGAGGAAUUUGAAUGAUGCUUGUAUCCAAUCAUACUUAUUGUAGUAUUUAUCAAUACUAUUUCAUUUAUUUUAUUUUAUUGGAUAUAUUUUGUAAAGGCCAUGAGUUUAUAAAGAGAAGAAGAGUAAAAACUUCAGAAUAAAACUGUAAUGCGUUUUUUACA